This is a messenger RNA of Strongylus vulgaris, 168 nucleotides long. The record is from the annotation of a GenBank genome assembly. Lineage: Eukaryota; Metazoa; Nematoda; Chromadorea; Rhabditida; Strongylidae.
AUGUAUGCUUACAUUCCAACAAAUAUUGGAGCUAUUCAAAAGAAUCUUUCUUUGAACCAUGAUGCUAGUUUUGCGUUCAUCGUAAGGACCGCAGAUGCUCUCGAACUGCUGAAAUGGUUGCUUUUGGGUUGUUUCUUUGAUGGCCUGGCAAAAAUUAUGACUGUUCUA